GUACGUACGUGCAGAGCGUGCCUCCCGAUCUGCUGCUGCUCAGCUGCGGCAAGGCAACCCGGCGGCUGCUCCGUCCGCUCCAUUUGGCCGGCGCGGCGCCCCCCUCCCUCUGUCCUGCCCGAGUCUGCUCUCUUAUCUCUCUCUCUCUGUGUCGCGCGCGCGCGCGAGCGAGACAUGGGACGGCAGCGGGAGUGGCACUGAUCUCGGCAAUGGCGGCGGGGGGUCUGCUUCGUCGGCGUCCACGGGGUCCAGAUGCUUGUUGUGCAGUCUAAAUGAGACCUGCAAGAGCUAAAAUUUGGCAGUCGGGGUGAUGCUAGCGAUGAGGCUACUCGUGCUGGCAGUUGUAAGCACCGUGCUUGCGAACUCGCUGUUCUUGGAAGUCCACGGAGGUGAAUUGCUUCUGAACUGUGGUUCGAACUUGACUGUCAAUGCUGACGGCAGGAGAUGGAUCGGCGACAUGGCCCCUGGGCAGAAUUUUACAUUGAGCAGCCCUGGAAUAGCUGCAUCGCUGGCCGGGAGCAGCAACGGCAAUGAAAUCUUUGGGCCGGUGUACCAUUCAGCUCGUUUCUUUAGCACCGCAUCUUGGUAUAACUUCAGCGUGCUGCCGGGGAACUACUGUAUCAGGUUGCAUUUCUUCCCUUUCACAUUUGGGAAUUUCAGUGGGAACGAUUCAUCGUUUGAUGUUACUGCAAAUGAUUUCAAGCUGGUCUCGAAAUUCAAUGUGUCAGAGGAGAUUGUUUGGAGGAGCACCGUGAGCAAUUCAACCAUCAGUGCGGUCGUCAAGGAGUACUUUCUUGUAGUUGAUGCUCAUGGCCUGGAGGUUGAAUUUGAUCCGAGCCCUGGGUCGUUUGCCUUCGUGAAUGCGAUUGAGGUGAUGCUCACUCCAGAUAACCUGUUCAAUGACACGGUGAACAAAGUUGGCGCUGGAGAUGGGCAGCUUCCUCUUGGCUUAAGCAGCAGAGGCCUAGAGACAAUGUACCGGUUGAAUGUUGGAGGACCUGCACUUAAAUCUUCCAAGGAUCAGUAUCUACACAGACCUUGGUACACUGAUGAAGCAUUCAUGGUUUCUACAAAUGCUGCUAUGAUUGUGUCCAACGGUUCAAGCAUAAGCUAUCUCUCAAGCAAUGACUCCUCGAUUUCUCCCAUUGAUGUAUAUGAGACUGCAAGAAUAAUGGGCAACAACAUGGUUGUGGACAAGCGGUUCAAUGUGUCAUGGCGAUUCUAUGUCCACCCCAACUUUGAUUACUUGGUCCGCCUUCAUUUCUGUGAGCUUGUCUAUGACAAGUCCAACCAAAGGGUCUUCAAGAUCUACAUCAACAACAAGACAGCUGCUGAGGACUAUGAUGUGUAUGUCAGGGCAGGGGGUAUGAACAAGGCAUAUCAUGAAGACUAUUUUGACAACUUGCCACAGCAGGUAGAUUCACUUUGGCUUCAGCUAGGCCCUGACCCCAUGACCAGUGCUUCAGGCACGGAUGCACUUCUGAAUGGUUUGGAGAUAUUCAAGCUCAGCAGGAAUGGCAACCUCGCUUAUGUUCUUGGCCAUAUUGACAUGGGUAACCAAAGGGGUAUUUCCAAGGAUAGAGACAGGAAAGUUUUAUGGGAAGAAGUCAGUAUUGGGUCUGCUUCUUUUUUGGCACUGACAGGUGUUGUUCUAUUUGCAUGGUGCUAUGUAAGAAGGAAACGAAAAGCUGUUGAGAAGGAGUCCCCACCUGGUUGGCACCCACUGGUCCUCCAUGAGGAUAUGAAAAGCACCACAGAUGCCCGUGCAACCGGUAAAUCACCCUUGACACGCAAUUCAUCUUCCAUUGGUCACAGAAUGGGCAGAAGAUUCAGCAUUGCAGAGAUAAGGGCGGCCACAAAGAACUUUGAUGAGGCUUUGCUUAUUGGUACUGGUGGUUUUGGCAAGGUUUACAAGGGUGAGGUCGAUGAGGGUACUACAGUGGCAAUCAAGCGUGCAAAUCCAUUAUGUGGCCAGGGCUUGAAAGAAUUCGAAACGGAAAUUGAGAUGCUCUCCAAGCUUAGACACCGGCACCUUGUUGCAAUGAUUGGCUAUUGUGAAGAGCAGAAGGAAAUGAUUCUAGUCUAUGAAUACAUGGCAAAGGGGACAUUGCGGAGCCAUCUUUAUGGAAGUGGUCUUCCACCUCUGACAUGGAAGCAACGUGUUGAUGCCUGCAUUGGCGCAGCUCGUGGACUUCACUACCUCCACACUGGAGCAGACCGAGGUAUAAUCCAUAGGGAUGUGAAAACUACAAACAUCUUGUUGGAUGAUAAUUUUGUUGCAAAGAUAGCAGAUUUUGGGUUGUCUAAAACUGGUCCAACACUGGACCAGACCCAUGUUAGUACGGCAGUCAAGGGAAGCUUUGGGUACCUUGAUCCAGAGUACUUCCGGAGGCAGCAACUCACACAAAAAUCUGAUGUCUAUUCUUUUGGAGUAGUGCUCUUUGAAGUCGCUUGUGGAAGACCAGUUAUAGACCCCUCGUUGCCCAAGGAUCAAAUCAACUUGGCAGAAUGGGCAAUGAGAUGGCAGCGCCAGCGUUCACUGGAAGCAAUAGUGGAUCCCCGGCUGGAUGGUGACUUUUCAUCAGAAUCCUUGAAGAAGUUUGGUGAAAUUGCAGAGAAGUGCCUUGCUGAUGAUGGGAGAAGCAGGCCAUCAAUGGGCGAGGUCUUGUGGCAUCUGGAAUAUGUGCUACAGCUCCAUGAAGCUUACAAACGCAAUGUGGACUGUGAAUCAUUUGGAAGCAGUGAACUGGGGUUUGCCGAUAUGUCCUUCAGCCUACCUCACAUCAGAGAGGGAGAAGAGGAACAUAACUCAAAGCCAUCUAGUAUAAGAGAAGAUCCAAACACUUGAGGGUUUCUGACAUCUGGUAACCCACUGAAAUAUCUUGAUUGAAUUGUAGCGAUGGUCUUCUUGUAAAAUUGUGUGAUAUUGCUCAUGUAGGUUCUUAGCUGUGCCGGUUUCUUCUGAGAUUUUUUCUUUGGUGUCCUCCUGUUCAACAAGUGUAGAAUAAUAGGAUUUUUGUAGAUUGCCAAACAAACAAAAAAAACAUGGAAGCGUCAAGUUGUUCCUUGACAUCCUGCUGUACCAUGAUAUUUGUUUAACAACUGGAUUUAGGUCAACCUGUGUGACCUGUAUAAAUCGUACUGAUAAUAUAAUUAUCUCUUUCAA
Molecule: messenger RNA, 3166 nt
Organism: Oryza brachyantha (malo sina)
Lineage: Eukaryota; Viridiplantae; Streptophyta; Magnoliopsida; Poales; Poaceae
Product: probable receptor-like protein kinase At1g30570
Exons: 2
Coding region: 311-2848 (845 amino acids)
Biological process (GO): protein autophosphorylation
Cellular component (GO): plasmodesma; plasma membrane
Molecular function (GO): ATP binding; transmembrane receptor protein tyrosine kinase activity
Source: RefSeq, a predicted model, not a curated record